AUGGAUCAACCCCAAUUGCCGCAUGUGAAAUUCGGGACCGGGUCCAGCAACCAGGAUGAAUCCCGCGAUGCACGCCCUUGGAAGAAACAUUGCAAUGAUAGCAACAAUAUAGCAAGCACACUACUCAAGUCUCCACACAACAAUCUGACAAGCAGUCAAACCGCCGCAAACGCCAUAGACCAUGAAAUGAUGUAUAACUGGGACUGUUCUUUCCUUUUGGACGAUGAGGCCAUUCCAUUUCAGGUGCAGGGCUACGAUGCAGUUUUUGAUAACAUGUGGUCCACAGAUGACACUACCACAUCGUUAGGUGAUUUAGAGCCACCACCUGAUUUCGAAUUGGUUGAGAUGCAGCAGACAGACAACAUUGUGUGUUUCGGAAUGAUUUGUGAUAUCCCCAUACGAUUUCGCUCAGAUUCUCCCGUCAACGUCACUGAGAUUUCGAAUCUCCUCACGGUGACAGUGGAUGAAGCAUCGUCCUUUCCUCCACUCAAUUUGACUUUUGAGACCUCUGAGUGCAAGCUCCGAAACACUGCAGGAACGAUCAUUGCUGCAUUAAACACAAAUACAUUCAAAAAGCUGGCUAGAUUGCCGAUGCUUGCACAGUUGAAGGCACAAGGCAUGAUCCAAAUGCAUCAAAUCAAGAAUAUUGUGGAUGGAGCAGGAAUAGUGAAAAAGGGUGCGAUCAUCAACAUCAGUGUGAACUUCUAUGGAGACCCUCACAUCGCCGAAGAAGUCGCGCUUGAGCUCUCACGCUCGGGACUCUUCCUGCAGGAGCCAGAUCUUGUGCCUGAGGGCACUCAUUAUGAGAAUCCCCAGUCGCUGACCCUUCCAGUUCAUGUUCUGCCGCAAACUGAUAGUGCUACAAUUCCGGCUGUUCCUCGCUGCAUAGAGGGUAUCACGGCCUCAGCCCCGACCGACGCGGGCCAGGAUGACUACUACAAUGCUACAAGUUUCGAUCUUGAUUUCGAUCUCAACCUAGACUUCACUUAUCUCCUGGACCAAUUCGCGGAGCAUGACUAUCUAGUCAUGGCGCCGGUUGAUUCAAGGAUCGAAACGCCUCUCUUGAAUCACCAGAAGGAAGGCCUUGAUUUCGUAUUGAAAAGAGAGCAACUCACAUCUCCCCUAACCAGAUCUCUUUGGGAAACUCUAGAGGAUGAACCCGACAGACGAAAAUUCCAGCAUAUUAUAACUGGAGCUACGAGUGAAGAGUCACUAGAUAUCCGUGGCGGCAUAUUAGCGGACGAUAUGGGCCUAGGGAAAUCAUUGGUCAUGAUCUCUGCAGCCGUCAAUACUCUGCAAGAGGCAUUCCAGUAUGCCCGCUCCUUCACAACUCCACCAGACAGUCUAGAGGAACUUGUGCUUGCAGCUCGGUGCACUGUCGUUGUGGUACCAUCUGCUCUGCUCAUGGAGGGCUGGCUGGACGAAAUUAACAGACACACUCGAGGCUAUACUCUGGCUGUACACAAAUAUCAUGGACCGAGUCGUAUGAUCGCCAUCCACAAGCUACUUGACCACGAUAUCAUUCUCACCACCUACGGAACCCUCGCCGCAGACCUGAGACGCAAGCAAUCUUUUAUUUUCAGGAAUUAUACUGAAGCCAUAGCUCAUGUGGUUCGAAAUGCUGCUACGAAUCAAUUCCGGGCUGUAAUGGCUCUCAGAUCUCAUAUCAGAUGGUGUCUAUCUGGUACGCCCAUCCAAAAUUCACUUGAAGAUCUAGGGUCUCUUGUUGCAUUUUUGAGAGUUCCAAUACUGGACCAGCGCGCGCAGUUCCAGCGACACAUUACGCGCCGAACACUAGUGACGAAAAGCAGUCAGCAGCCGGAUUACGACAAUCUACGUUUAUUGCUUGCCUCUAUCUGUCUUCGACGGAACCGAAGCAUUCUGCCAUGUUCCGAGUCUGUGGAGUGCCCAGUAAAGGUCCAAUUCUCUCGGGAGGAACGCGAACGGUACAAGGAGCUCCAGUGCAGCUGGCGAGAAAAAAUCGACAUGGCUGUCAGCGGCCAUAACGCCAAGGCAGCUCACCAAAUUGUUCUUGAAUGUCUACUACGACUGAGAAUAUACUGCAACAACGGCGACCAUCUCCGGACGGAACCUGCAUCCUCUCUGAUCGAGCAAGAGGAGUUGGGGAGUCUGCUACAGCAAGCUGGAGAUACGACAUGCUAUUACUGCAAGUGUGAUGUUUCAACCUUUGGCAGUUCUGAAGACGGUAGCUCUGGAGUCAUUACUCCGUGCCGCGGUGUGGCCUGUAGCGAAUGUGUUGCGAGAUACCGGGCUCAGACUGGUAGUGGUAAGGCAUGUCCAAUCUGCAAAGCAACCCACAACUUUCCGCUCGAUACUUCUCCAGCCACCGAGGCUCCGAAGUUAGGCCUAGAAUUACGAAACCUUCCCUCAAAGAUUCUGGUACUAUAUCAAGAUCUCGAAGAACACAGGCAUGAGAGCAAAAGUAUUGUAUUUUCCUUCUGGAAGAAAACUCUCGACAUAGUCGGGGCACUUCUCGACAAACAAUCCCUGCCAUAUAUGCGUAUCGACGGUUCUGUCCCGCUCGCUCAACGAAAACAAAUCCUCGCACAGUUCCAGACUGCCGAGCAGGGUAUGGUAUUGCUGAUGACCCUGGGCACAGGUGCAGUAGGUCUCAACAACCUCUCGGUUGCCAAUCGCAUACAUAUUCUUGAACCCCAGUGGAAUCCAUCGAUCGAGAGCCAGGCAGUGGGCCGGGUUCUCAGACUUGGGCAGACGAGAACCGUCUCUGUGAUUCGCUACAUCGUCAACAACACCGUGGAAGCUAAUGUACAGAACCAGCAGUUCAGAAAGAUUCUGCUUGCCAGGAAAGGCUUUGGAGAUGGGAAGCAGGCGAAGGCACAAGCACAGUGGCGGACACAGAUCCUCAAAGAUAUGAUUUGUCCCGAGGAGCGUUAA
Exophiala bonariae is the source of this 2916-nucleotide messenger RNA. RefSeq lists its product as uncharacterized. Gene Ontology annotation, molecular function: ATP-dependent chromatin remodeler activity; ATP binding. Bases 1 to 2916 code for a protein of 971 amino acids. Gene Ontology annotation, cellular component: nucleus. Gene Ontology annotation, biological process: DNA repair. NCBI's taxonomy places the organism in Eukaryota, Fungi, Ascomycota, Eurotiomycetes, Chaetothyriales, Herpotrichiellaceae. The record is from RefSeq and is a predicted model, not a curated record. The transcript has 11 exons.